Messenger RNA from Asterias rubens (European starfish), 2423 nucleotides. RefSeq names its product protein FAM92A-like. The coding region runs from base 140 to 1069 and encodes 309 amino acids. Gene Ontology annotation, cellular component: ciliary basal body; ciliary transition zone. The transcript is spliced from 7 exons. Gene Ontology annotation, biological process: cilium assembly. NCBI's taxonomy places the organism in Eukaryota, Metazoa, Echinodermata, Asteroidea, Forcipulatida, Asteriidae. The record is from RefSeq and is a predicted model, not a curated record.
AGUAAACAAGUUUUUUUAUCAGGCGAUAUUCAAACGUCCUUAAUAGUUUACUUUAUGGAGGUAAAUGCCAAUGGUGUUCUAAAUCAUUCCGAUAGUUGGCAGUGUUCCUUGUUGUCCUCCCAGCCAACCCUCAAUCAUCAUGAGUCUUAGGAAUGCAGACGCUCGAGCAAGAGAAAAUCAAGCCAAAUUCAUCCAGCAGAGAAUUAAUAAUGUCGAGAGGCAUUUUUCCGAUCUGUGCCAACUGUUUGGUGCUUACUCACGCAAGCUUGCCAGGCUACGAGACAAGGGAGACCAGCUUGCCAAGGGUGUCCUUGCGUACGCAGAGAGUGAAGCGUCGUCUACAAAGUCAGGUCUGACUGGAUUUGCUGAGAGGCUGUCGUCUGUGCAGGAUUACAGACAAGCAAUGGUUGAUCGACUUUCCCAAAGGGUUGUUCAUCCGCUGACACUGUAUGGUCAGAACUUCAAACAUACACGGGAAGACAUGAAAGCCACUUUUGCAGCCAGAACCAAAGAGAUCAACCAGCAGAAGAGAUUAGAGAAUAUUAAGAAGAAGAAUCCCAACAACAGACAGCAGAUUGCACAAGCAGAAUCUAAACUACAGAGGGCCAACGUAGACGCAUCGCGCUCCAAUAAAAACCUUGAGGAUCAGAUGGACUCCUUCGAGAGGAAGAGACUCCAAGACCUCAAGAAUAUGUUAUCAGAGUUUGUCAAGAUUGAGAUGCUGUUUCAUGCUAAGGCCCUGGAGGUCCACACCGAGGCUUGGCAACACCUUCAUGCUAUCAGUGAUGAAGACGAUCUCGAGGAGUUCCGCAACAGUCUGCGCCCCUUCAAUGCCACCCUUGGGAGCAGUAACUCUGUACUGGCCAACUCGAGGACGUCUCUCAACUCCGCGGGCAGGAGCAGCAAGCCUGCCUCCUCGUCAUCGUCCUCCACCAAGCAGAAGACGACGGGCAACGGACGACAGGAUACCAGUCGCAUUCAGGACUUGGAGUACGAUGAUGAUGACGAUGAUGAUGAAGAAGACGAUGAUGAUGACGAGUAUGAAGAUGAUGAAGAUGAAUAUGAAUGAUGAUUGUAUAGAAAUUGAUCUGUGUUGGUAAUUCGAUACAAUUCAAUGUUUAACUUUUGAUCUCAUCAUAACUGGACAUAUUUCCGUACCUAUAAUUUUCCGACCGAUACUACGAUCUUCAUCAGCAGGAUAACCUGGCUGUAGCAUCUGUAACCUCACUUUUGCCGAUGUUUAUGAAUGACGUGAAAAGGUAUAAAGUUUUACUAAAGUAAAUGUGUGAAAGAACUUACCACUGUACUUAAUGAUAAUAAUAAUAGGUAUUUAUAUAGCGCCUUUACAAAAAGAUCAAAGCGAAGUUUUAGGCAAGUGCUGAAAUUACUGGUCUCUGGCCUUCCGCCCAGUGUAUGUAGAACCCUUGUAUGAGAGGGUUACAUACUUUGCUCCUUGGUCAGAGUUUGUUUGUGUUUCUUGCCUUUACUUGAGGCAUAUCACUAUAACCACUCUGCGAUCUUUCCGCAAGAACAUGAAACACAAUUUUUAAUUUUUUUUUCUCUGGGGUUGAUUCUUGGAGCUUUCAAAUUUCAAAUUUAUAGCAAAAUAUGAAUGAACUAUUGCUGUACAUUCUUUCCAAAUAUCAAUUUAUUUAUCCAUUUUCAUUUUUCUUAUUUAUUUUUAACUGUGAUAAAAACUGUAAAUAAAUUUAAUAUUUCUGCCGAGUACUAUUUUAGCAAGGGAUGUGGAAGAUUACACAAACCAAUGUCUUUUUGGUCCAAUUGAUUCCAAUUUAUGAUAGAAACCAAAUCCUCAAAAGAUUACUCUUUAUUUUAAAAUGUAUUCAUCCUUUAAAAUGUUCACUGCAUGGUAUGUCUUUGUUGUAGCAUGCUGUCUUGAGCAUUUGUAGAAAAUUGACAACUUAUCUUAAACUUAAAAUACUCACAUGUACAGUAGUUUGGAUAGAGUUAUAUAGUUUGCACAGGCUGCAGCACAACCAUUUUAAGCAGUGUAUUCCAAAUGUAGAUUAACUAUUAUCGAGUAUUCAAACAAAGAUGGAAAGUGGAUUUAAAUUCACAAGCUUUCAUUAUAUGCUUAAAUUGCCUCAUUAGCAAAUAUGCCUUGAUGUAUGUAUUUUCUAGUUCAAUCAGCAAAUUCCCAAAAUACUUUAAAAUUUUCUCAUGAAUGUCUUUUCUUGCACAGUACUUAAAAUGUUUAGGCCUGUAUUUUGAAUCAUGGCUCUGACAUAUGACUUGCUGAAACCGUCCAUCUGUAAGAAAUGUACUUAUGGUAUUAAAAUACCUAGUUUUAAUUGUCAAAACAACUUAAGUGCCUUUAAGCUAUAGUGUUGUAUGUGUGACUUUGGUGUAAUGUGGAAUUUGAAUAUUGAAUUAAACUGAUCACAAAUUCCCCAGUAACAAAA